CCUUCCGAGCGCCACACAAACGCUUCAGUUCUACACAAAAAUCGCGCUCAAAUUUAUUAAAGUCAUGCAGUUGCUUAGCUCCGCCUACGUCGUCGCCGUCCUGGCGUUGUGCUCCCUGUGCCUGGUCACAGCUCAGCCACAACGCGGUCUGGCUCAGCCCCGCGGCAACUCAUACGAUGCGAACGCUGUGAUACUCAAGCAGAACUUUGAUCUGAAUCCGGAUGGCUCCUAUCAAUACAACUACGAGACGAGCAACGGAAUUCGCGCCGAUGAAGCUGGCUACCUCAAGAAUCCCGGUUCGCAGCUGGAAGCUCAGGUCAUGCAAGGCUCCUACUCGUACACCGGCCCCGAUGGUGUUCUCUAUACCAUCACCUACAUCGCCGAUGAGAAUGGCUUCCGUGCCGAGGGCGCUCACAUUCCAACUCCACCUCCAGUUAGCCCAGCUGCCGCUGCUCCACGCAGAUUCUUCAAAUAAUUCAUAUGACGACCAUUGAGAAAUAUAUAUAUAUUUACAAUAUAUGUAUAAUUGAAUAUAUUUGUAUGAUAACAUCCAGGAUGAAGCUCAGCUGGUCGGCAGCAAAGGAUUCACAGACCUCUGUCUCUCUAUAUAUGUAUAUGUAUAUUGUCUCCAUUUUCCCUCACUCACUCCCUCUCCUUUCAUUUUUCCCACUCUGUGUAUAUUUAUGCAUUUUCCCUGCGUUCUCUUUCGAACUCCCUUUCACAUCUACCUAGCGCCUAACGAAUUGCAUGUAUAUGCAUAUGUAUAUAAAUAUAUUUAUAUAUGUGUAUGUAUAUGUUUUGUACAUUAUGUAAGUUUGAUUGUUAAAUUGUCGUACGACUUAAAGCA
This is a messenger RNA of Drosophila arizonae, 847 nucleotides long. RefSeq names its product Cuticular protein 47Ea (gene Cpr47Ea). Gene Ontology annotation, molecular function: structural constituent of chitin-based larval cuticle. Gene Ontology annotation, cellular component: chitin-based extracellular matrix. NCBI's taxonomy places the organism in Eukaryota, Metazoa, Arthropoda, Insecta, Diptera, Drosophilidae. The record is from RefSeq and is a predicted model, not a curated record.